AUGGAUGCCGAAAUAUGUAAGAACUUCCUUUUAGUAAGGACGAACUUUCCCGAUCAAUUGGACAAUAAUGGAAACUAUAAAAUUGAAGAUGAUACACAUUUCAAAGAGUAUUGUAGUAAUCAAAAUUGUGUUAAUGAGCUCGAAAAAAUUAGUGCUGGAUGUUUAUAUUUGUUUAAUGAAUUCUUUAAGGAUUCUUCUGUCUUUAAUUCUGUUGCAAAAAGUAACAUCAAUAUUGUUGAUUACAUUAUAAUAUGGUUAAGUUAUAUGUUAAACCUAAAGGAAAAUAUUGAUAACAACAGUCUAAGUUAUUUUUAUACUACAAAUAUAAAUAAUGAUAAGUAUACUAAUACUAUAGAUGGUGUAGAGGGGUAUACUAGUUACAAGGAUCUUAUAGAUAAAACAAAUAUGAUGAAUAUGGAUAUUAAAGAUAUAUCUAAAUUUUAUGAUGCAUUUAUAUUAUUAUGUGAAAUGUAUUCUGUAUUUGAUGUAGACAAGAAUGAUUGCACAAAAUGUUCGGAUAAAGCUAACCAAUUUGUUGAAAAAUAUAAAAAUUUGAAUGAAAAUUCUAAUAAUACUGAAGGUAGUCCAUAUAGAAAAAUAUUGUCUACAUUAUCAACUGAUUAUAAUAAUUUAAAAAAUAAAUGUAGCGAUAGUUCAUCCUUUCCAUCGAUAGAAACAACACAAAUUUCUGUAAAAGGUUCUGAACAAACUGUGCAAAAUUCCGCACAAACAUCUGAAGUUGCAUUAUUAAGUUCGUCGAUAGGAAACAAAUUAAUUCCAGUUUUAUCGAUAUUUGGUGCAAUAGCAUUUUUUUUAGGAAUUGGAUAUAAGUAUUCAUUAUUUAAGUCUCGAAAACGAUCUCGAAAACAACAUUUAAGAGAAAAGCUAAAAAAUAAAGAAGAAAAUGAAUAA
Plasmodium berghei ANKA is the source of this 912-nucleotide messenger RNA. RefSeq names its product BIR protein. The transcript has 3 exons. Lineage: Eukaryota; Apicomplexa; Aconoidasida; Haemosporida; Plasmodiidae. The record is from RefSeq and is a predicted model, not a curated record. Bases 1 to 912 code for a protein of 303 amino acids.